Rhagoletis pomonella (apple maggot) is the source of this 1795-nucleotide messenger RNA. RefSeq lists its product as uncharacterized. The record is from RefSeq and is a predicted model, not a curated record. The transcript is spliced from 5 exons. Bases 138 to 1646 code for a protein of 502 amino acids. Lineage: Eukaryota; Metazoa; Arthropoda; Insecta; Diptera; Tephritidae.
CAGAAAAUUAAUUGAGUCAAUUAAGUUUUUAAUUAAGUAUUAGAUUUUUGUGUUUCACACACAAUCAGCUGCUCGAUUAACGAGUGGCUGUCAGCUGUCUUAAAAGAAUUUUUGUUUAUUUAAAAUAAAUUGGUAAAAUGGAAAACAAUAAGUGUUUAAGCGAACUUUUUCUUGCGUAUACUGCAAAUAUACAAGUUUUGCAGUCAGUGCUGGCAAGCUACGCAAGUUCAAUGGCCUUAUAUAAAAAAAGAAAAGAAAAAAACUUCAUAAUUUUGCAACAUUUGCGAAGACAGCAGCUAUUGCUUUACGGGUUACUGCAGAGGAACGCUACUCAGAGAUCCCUCUGGAAAUUGAAUCGGCAGUCUUCUUUCUGGGAAGUUAAUUGCAAUUGCAACGAUGACCAUUUCUUUAAGACGCACUUCCGCAUGAACCGCACUAGUUUUGAAACACUCUGUGGCUUCCUCAAAAACCUGCACAAAGCCGACACAAACUGGCGCAACGCGAUUCCAUUGCAAAAACGCGUUGCGAUAGCUCUAUUUACGCUGGGAUCGUCUGGAGAGUACAGAGUGGUUUCCGAACUAUUUGGUGUUGGAAUAUCGACCGUGUGCACAAUCUUGUGGGAGUUUUGCGAUGAAGUCUGGCAAGCUUUGUCAGCGCAAUACAUAAAGAAAUUACCACCGACUCCACAAACUUUAAAAGACUGUGUUGAUGGUUUUGACCGUCUCGGCUUUCCCCAAUGCCUUGGAGCAAUUGAUGGGUGCCACAUCGAAGUUAGGCCGAAUCCAGCCGAUGCAACCGACUACCACAACUAUAAAGGAUGGUAUUCCAUUGUUCUACUAGCUGUAGUGGAUUACAGAUAUCGGUUUUUAUAUGUGAACAUUGGUGCUCCUGGACGAUGCAAUGACUCGCAGAUAUAUAAUGCAUCGUUAAUGAAGCGAGUAAUGGAGGAGAACGAAUUACUGAAGGUCAGUAAGAAAGAAAUAGGUGGAGUACAAAUGCCUAUAUGCAUUAUUGGAGAUUCUGCGUUUCGGUUUUCCACCUCCUUAAUGAAGCCAUACGCGUUUUCAAUGGCCUUAACUGAAACACAAAAACUCUAUAAUUAUAAGCUUUCAAAGUGCAGAAGAGUAGUUGAGAAUGCAUUUGGCCACUUGAAAGGACGAUUCCGUCGUGUUGGAAAAGGUUUAGACAACCGAAUUGGGAAGGCACCCAUCAUUAUUAGAGCCUGCUGCGUCUUGCACAAUUAUUUAAAUGAAAUGAACGACACUAUAAAUGACAUGUGGUUGGAGAGAUUGCAAGAAGUGAACAGAAAUCUCGAAAAUCCUGAAUAUGUCACGAUAGUUGGAGACAAUCAACCCUCAGCUGAAGAAAUAAGGCAAGGAUUAUGCAAUUAUUUUAGCUCAACCGCAGAAGCUGAGCUGCUAGGCAUUGGUGACGACGGCGAUGAUAGCGGCGGUGACGGUGUGGGGAGCGGUGUGGUUGGCAGAGGAGUGAGAGGUGAUGACAGCGGCGGUGACGGUGUAGGCAGCGGUGUGGUUGGCACAGCAGGAAGAGGUGAUGCCAGUGGUGAGGAAAAUGUUGGGCUGAGUGAUGACGGCAAUAUUGGGGUCAGUGGUGAUGGCUGGGAUGCUAUAUCGGAUUCUGUUUAAAAGAAAAAAAAACAAAUAAGAAUGAAAUAAAAAAAAUCAGCAUUAAAUAAAUACAUAUGUUCAUAUGUGCUUGUAUCGAAGUUAAAAAGAUAGGGUACGGUCAGCGUUGGCACUUUGCUACGAUCGUAGUAAAUAAUAAUUUGCGGAUC